Molecule: messenger RNA, 2355 nt
Organism: Pestalotiopsis fici W106-1
Lineage: Eukaryota; Fungi; Ascomycota; Sordariomycetes; Amphisphaeriales; Sporocadaceae
Exons: 2
Coding region: 1-2355 (784 amino acids)
Source: RefSeq, a predicted model, not a curated record
AUGUCUCGGCGAACAAUUUCUUUCCUGUGGGGGUACCAUAACCAAGAAAAACGUGAGAAGGAGGCUUUUGAUGCUAAGGAGCGUGAUCCGCUGCGUGUUCCCUCCAAACUUGAUCGCACUCGCAAUGAGAUCACGACGCAGACAUACACAUACGAUGGACUCAGCAGAGGAUCCUCGUCGCUGCGGCUCAUGGAAAUUCUUCCCGGCACCAGGCAAGAAGAUUUAGCAUGUCGCUUAUACGAAACUACGCUGGACGAAUCUACAGGCUCCUAUGCGGCAUUAAGCUACGUAUGGGGUGAUGGGGCGGAAACCACUCCUAUCCAGAUCAACAACAAGACUAUGGAUAUCGGUAUCAAUCUGAGGACAGCCUUGUUCAACUUGCGUGAUUUGAGGGAUCCCAUCACUUUGUGGGCAGAUGCCAUAUGUAUCAAUCAAGGAGAUGUGAAGGAGUGUAGUCAGCAGGUGGUCAUCAUGGGCGAAAUCUAUCGUCGGGCAACGAAAACAAUAAUAUGGCUACGAGAUCAAGUAGAAGGAGAGACGGAAAGAGCCUUUGAUUUGCUGCACAAACUGGCCGCUCACGCCGAAGCGCAUCGCAAGAAGCAUAGUUCCUCUCGUGCUGAACGACCCAGCGAUCCGGAAAACAUGAUACACCUUGCAAACCAUCCACUAUCACUUUUAGAGAGGGCUGAAGUCCCUGAGGAGUUCGAUCGUUACCGCUACGAUCAGACCAUCAUUCACGUUCUACAGUCCGAAUGGUGGCGCCGCUCUUGGACGACCCAGGAGAUUCUCCUCGCAACAAAGGCAACCGUUGUGAUUGGAACUCAUCACAUAGACUGGGACGAGAUGUGUUUUGGUGGAAAUCAUGGCGUCAAUCUGGGAAUCUGGUCCACCCUCAAACUUGGGGUUACCCACGACACCAUCAUCACGCCCUAUCUAUCGCUACAACUGAUGGAGGCUACGUACCGCAACAGUACAGAAUCCCCUGCAAAGUUACUUUUGGAAUUGAUGAUUCAAUGCCAGUUUCGCGGCGCCAAAAAGCCGCAAGACAAGAUUUAUUCAUUAUUAGGGCUUGUCACCAAGACAAGCCCUUCAGGAAUAGACCAGGAACAGGCGCCGAAAACAAUCUCGCCCCUUGGUAUACGGCCUGAUUAUACACUGUCAGAGGGCAGUGUUUAUUCCAACUUCGCGUACCAAAUGAUGUACGAGACGGGAUCACUCGAUAUCCUCGGCGCUUGUGCAGCAGCGGCUACCCCGGAAUAUCUCGUUUCCAAUCUGAUACCAGACCGUCUAGAAAAGAUUGACCCUGAGGACACCCACUCAAGCCACCUCAAUCUACAACUUCCAUCGUGGGUUCCCGAUUGGAGCAUGGUCGAGACCACCGUGGUUCCACUGCUACACGAUGCACUUGGUCGGCCACGUAAGACGCACGCUGCGGCACAAAGCACAUACCAGCCGCACCUGCUUGAGGAGAAUGCUGACGGCCAACCGACAACCUUGCUGCUAGAAGCUCACGAGUUGACCGCGCUCAUCGAUCUGUCUGACCCGCUCAGAGAAUGUUUUAAUGGCAUAGCUCCGGGUUUGAAGCCGAAGAAGCUGAAAGAGAAGGAUGACCCUAACGACAAAGGCUUACAAAAAUUAGGCCGUGUACAGCGUGUUCUCUUGCAGUAUGAGUUUUUCAUGAGUAUGGUUUCACACCUGACCAUCUUUGCCGAAUGGGAAGAGUUCGCGCGUAAGACUCAACCAACCAACCCACGCCCAACCAGUACGAUGAGAUGGCUCACCAGGAACGCCAGCGUUCUGAGUCUUGGUCCCGGUCCUAUCACAGCCGCAGCAGCGGAGAUGGAGGAAGAGCCCGAGGACCGUCUAGCAAUCUACUGGCAGACGCUGUGUACCGGCACGUACCCGGACGAGGCCGAGGCCAGCACCGAAGCAAAGGGCCGAGGCUCCAAGAUCGCGGCGCAAAUAUCCUUCUACAAGUGGCGUGCGUCUCUGAAGCUGAUAAGAGAUCUCCACCGAUGGCAGGCGGAAAGCAAAUUGAGACCACUUGCGUUUUUGGGCUACAUCAUGAAGACGUGGAACAUGUACAGCGACUUCUUGCGGUUCCUCGACGGUAGCUACGGCCGCCGUCUCGCCCGCGGUGCCAACGGCUACCUGUGUCUGGUACCUGCGCAAGCUAUGGAGGGCGAUAUGGUGAUUCUUGCCAAGGGUGGGAGGGCGCCUCUGGUAAUCAGGCCUCAUGAAGCAAAUGCUGGGGCAGGCGAAUAUUGGCAGUUGGUGGGUGAGGCCUACGUGCAGGGCAUCAUGAAUGGCGAAGCCUGGAAUGAAACAAAGUGCCAGGCGUUCAAGAUUCGGUAA